AUGCAUCCCGCGCGGCGUGCCUAUGUGGAGGAUGCACAGGAGGAUACGGACAUGGGAGUAGACCUUGCCAAUAUCCCCGUGGACAAUGACUACGAGUUGCCAUCGGCUGCUGCAGGUAUAGCUCCGGAGAAAGCCUCUGCCAUAUUAUCUCAGUUCGAACGAAAGCGACGAGCAGCUGCUAUUGCGGUACCUACAGACGAUGGCCGGGUAAAGGCACGAUUGCGGGAGUUGGGUCAUCCGAUUACGCUCUUUGGUGAAGACUCUACGGACCGACGUGACAGGUUAAGGGAGGUAUUAGCGGACCUAGAAGAGCAGCUAGCUGCUGGCGCAAGUGAGCAGGGCGCACAAGAUGUGGGCAUGGGAGGUGCGGAAGAGGGGGAAGAAGAACAAGAACAAGAGGAGGAAUUUUACACAGAAGGCUCGCAGGGUCUACUCGAGGCACGGAGAGAUAUUGCCAGGUUCUCAAUACCGAGGGCAAAAGCGAGAGUUGAGCUGCAGAAGGCUGAAUCUACCAUACCUCUCAGAACACACGUCAAGCACAGGAAAGCGAUAAAAGAAAAAUUAGCAAACUUUGAACUAUACGGGUCUCAAAUUGCCGGAGAUCGGCCUGUGAGCAUUACCAGGUUUUCUCCAAACGGUGAAAUACUGGCUGCGGGGAACUGGAGCGGAGGCGUCAAGCUUCUAACGGUACCAAACUUGGAGGAAAAGGCCAAUUUACGUGGUCAUACAGAUCGAAUUGGUGGGCUUUCGUGGUUUCCCGGAGCUACUUUACCUACGUCAAAUGUUUCAGAAUCCUCCUUGAACCUCGCUACUGGAGGAGCAGAGGGGAAUAUCAAACUUUGGUCUCUUGAUAAGGAUACGCCUAUUGGAACACUCUCCGGCCACUCUGACCGAGUUUGCCGCGUUGAGUUUCAUCCGUCCGGGAAAUAUCUUGCGUCCGCAUCUUCCGACACCACCUGGCGACUAUGGGAUGUGCGCACCAACCAAGAGCUACUUUUACAAGAAGGUCAUUCACGCGGCGUUUAUGCGCUUGCAUUCAACCUCGACGGUUCACUCUUAGCAAGUGCUGGACUCGACAGUAUUGGGCGAAUUUGGGAUCUUCGCACUGGCCGAACAGUUAUGAUUCUAGAAGGCCAUAUUCGCGAGAUAUAUGCGCUAGAUUGGGGGGUGGACGGGCACCGUAUUCUAUCCGGGUCAGCAGAUGGCUGGGUGAAGUGCUGGGAUCUCCGGCAGGUUCGUGGAACUGGAGGAGUGGGAGCACAUAAAAGCGUUGUGUCGGAUUUAAGAUGGUACAAGGGCAGUGAUUCUACUUCUCAUUUACCCACAACUUCCACACAAGAGCAAAACGGAGAUAUGAUGGAUGUAACGCCUACUUCGACAACGGACCAGCCAACUCAGCCUCCUCAACCUAAAAAAUCUGGAACAUUUUUCGUUAGCAGCGGGUUUGACAAGAACGUCAAUAUAUUCAGUGCAGAUGACUGGUCGCUGGUGAAAUCGCUUCAGGGUCAUUCGGGAAAUGUCCUGAGUACAGAUAUCAGCAGUGACGCAAAAUGGAUUGCUAGUUGUGGACAUGAUCGCACAGUCAAACUAUGGGGCAUUGAAUAA
Messenger RNA from Arthroderma uncinatum, 1605 nucleotides. Its product is annotated as U4/U6 small nuclear ribonucleoprotein Prp4. Gene Ontology annotation, cellular component: U4/U6 x U5 tri-snRNP complex. Gene Ontology annotation, molecular function: protein binding; U6 snRNA binding; U4 snRNA binding. Gene Ontology annotation, biological process: mRNA splicing, via spliceosome. The record is from RefSeq and is a predicted model, not a curated record. Bases 1 to 1605 code for a protein of 534 amino acids. The transcript has 3 exons. NCBI's taxonomy places the organism in Eukaryota, Fungi, Ascomycota, Eurotiomycetes, Onygenales, Arthrodermataceae.